Molecule: messenger RNA, 3618 nt
Organism: Macadamia integrifolia
Lineage: Eukaryota; Viridiplantae; Streptophyta; Magnoliopsida; Proteales; Proteaceae
Product: cation/H(+) antiporter 1-like
Exons: 3
Coding region: 422-2842 (806 amino acids)
Biological process (GO): regulation of pH; proton transmembrane transport
Cellular component (GO): membrane; endomembrane system
Molecular function (GO): antiporter activity
Source: RefSeq, a predicted model, not a curated record
UUAAACCGUCAACCAAGGUUUAGGGUUGGCAGAUAUGGUGGUGGGCACCUGAAAUAUUAUCGUCAUUUUUUUUUUGUUUUCACAUAAACAGUAAAAACCAAAAAUCCCGAAAGCAACGGAUGUCCAUUGAAAGUAAGGGAUGUAACUUGGUUAAGAGAGACAACCUCAGCCCUCAUCUCAUUCCCUAUGACAGAAUCAGGGAAAACGUAGACAGGUAGAAGACAGAAAGGGAGGCUAGAUAGAGGUGGUGGCCGGAGACAGAGAGGGAAAGCUGCCCGAAGGGGCGGCAAAAUAGAUAUACCCCAGGAGGUUGCAUCAAUUCUCCUCUCUCAUCUCUGCACCACCACCACCAUCCCCACCUCCCUAGAUUGCACUCUCUUAUCUCGGCACGUAGGUACGUCGCAUACACUGGAAGCAUAAGAUGAACUUCGAUCGAAGCAUGGAAAUGGUGACCGCCACACCAGAGAAACUAAAGUGCGAAGGAGCCCAGAUAUCUUACUUCCUCAUUUUGGCGUCGGUGCUUGUCUGCAUUCUUCUUCUUUCCCAUGUCUUUCAUCUCUUCCUCAAACCCCUUGGCCAGCCUGAACCCAUCGCUCAAAUACUUGCCGGGUUGGUGCUGGGCUGGUCAGGAUUGAACCGGGUCCCAUUUAUUGGAUCCUUGUUCCCGUUGCUGGCGGAUGUUCAAUACAGGCAUUUAUCAAUCUUGAGUCGUACAAUCUUCAUGUUCCUCAUCGGCCUUGAGAUGGACGUUCCCUACACAUUGCGUUCUCUUAGGAUCUCAUCCACCGUCGCAAGUGGUGGCGCUUUACUCUGCAGCAUAUUGGCUGUCCCCAUCUGCCAACUCAUAUACCCUUACAUCCAAGCCGAUCACAACCCAGGUAGCAGGUCCAACUUCACCCUCACCCUCAUGCUUAUCGCUGCCAGUGCCUCCUCCCCACUCAUCAUCAGGAUUGCCGACGAUAUGAAGCUUUCCACUUCCGACGUCGGCCGGCUCGCUAUCACUGCAUCGCUGCUGAACGACAUUUCUUGCUUGUUCUGGGCAGGAUUCAGGAUUACGCUCUGGAGAACAGGAAUCAUGGGGCCUUGGAAGGCCUCCGUGGGUGCUACGUUUUGCUUUAUCCUUCUCGUGGUGGCUAUCUUUCUGAACAAAGGCCUUGUAAGGUGGUUGAAUGGGAGGAACCUGCACCGGCAGUACCUUAAGAAUAUGGAGGUAGCCUACAUCUUAGUGGUCCUCAUAGGCUUGGCCGUGCUGUUGGAAUGGAUGGAUUACGUCGGUGAUGCGGCUUGCUUCUUCCUUGGGUUGAUGUUCCCUAGGGAAGGGAAAUCCGCUAGGACUCUGAGUCAUAAAUUGGCUUAUCCCGUCUACAACAUUAUAUUCCCUUUGUAUUUCGCGUACAUGGGAUUUCAGGCCGAUGUGACUCGGUUAAAAAACUUGCCCGAUUUCAUCAUGGUCAUCGUCCUCCUCUCCUUGAACAUCGUCGGCAAGAUGGGUGGUACCCUUGGAGCUUGCUAUUUUCUCAAGAUCCCAUUAAAUGAGGGGCUUUUGCUUGCCCUAUUGCUCAGCUUUAAUGGAAAUCUAGAGCUUUUGGUCCUCAACUCAAAAUUCAAUAAGAAAACAUGGAACGCAGCGUUUACGAAUGGGCUAAAUGUGACGAUGGUGGUCAACACGCUAUUAGUGAGUCCCGCUGUGACUUUCUUUGUGAGAAGAGCAAGAAGAGCGACCACAUUCAAGCAUGUAGGGUUGGAUUGGCAGAAACCAGACAGUGAGCUCCGAAUCCUGGCCUGCGUGCAUGGUCCUCGUCAUGGAUUCAAUAUGACUGGGAUUAUCGAUGCAUUAACUGGGCCCAACAAUGCUAUCACCCCUUACGUGAUGCACCUGGUUGAGCUCACCGGAAGGAACAAAGGGUACGUGUUGUAUUACACUCGAGAUGAGAAUGACGUCAGCAACGACGACAACCAUUACGGUGGGAACGAAGCGGUGGAGAUCAGCCAAAACAUCGAUACCUUCACCGCCGAGACAGGCAUCACAGUCCACUUGAUCACAGCGGUGUCGCCUUACGAUACAAUGCAUGAGGAUGUGUGUUCUGGUGCGGAGUAUUUACGCGCUUCCAUCAUAUUUCUCCCCUUUCAUAAAACACAACGGUUGAUGGACGGGAAGAUGGAAAUCGACAAGGAAGGGAUCAGGACCACCAACCAGAGGGUGCUCAGUCACGCCCCUUGCUCCGUAGGGAUCCUUGUGGACAAGGGUCUCUACGUGGAAGAUGUUGGGUUCAACCUGGACGAUGCCAAGAGGCAACAAAUUGCGAUGUUAUUCUUCGGUGGGCCCGACGAUCGCGAGGCCUUGACCUACGGCAGCCGAUUCGCUACGCAUCCUAAGGUACACCUAACCGUCUUCAGAUUUCUUCCCACCGACAAGAACUACCAAGUAGAGACGCAGAGCAAGUUCUCAUCCAGAUCCAACAACGAUAACGAAGGGGAAGUUGUAAUGUCGAUCCCGAUCCAAGAGAUGGAGAAUGACGCAGACCAGGUCUUCCUCUCUUCUUUCUGCAGAAGGUACGUGACGACGGGGGAAGUGGAAUAUGUAGAGGAGUACGUGGGAAACAUGCAAGAGACGGUAGCGGCUCUAAGAACCAUAUCGGAUAUGUUCUCUCUUUUCAUUGUAGGAAAGGGAAGGAGUGGGGUUUGUCCAUUUACUACAGGAAUGAGAGACUUGAAAGAGUGCCCGGAGCUUGGGGAGGUUGGGGAUCUAUUGGCUUCUUCGGAUUUUUCAGUUACGGGCUCUGUUUUGAUCAUCCAACAGCACAGAGAGCCUAGGAAAGAUGCAGAGUUCAGCAUAGGCUAAGCAAGCUAGGUGGAAGCUAGCUUCAUCAUUAUGGGUAAGGCCCUUCUGCACCAAACAUCAUCCGAGGAUGAUGAUUUCAUUGGAGUGUCAACAUUGCAGGAGAAGCCUAUAAAAUCUCUGUGAGGUCAUGGGGUACCUCUUAUUUUAUCAUAAGUCGGAAUUUCUGUGUCUCAGACUGACCCCUAGGAAGUAAGAACGGGCUCUCACUUUCUGGCACUGCCAAGUUGAACUGUAAACAAGAAAAGAGAAAAUUUUGGAAUGUUGCAGGGAAGAGGGUCCACGCUUCACUCGAGGCUGGAUCCUCUUCUUCUUCUGGACCAUGACCUUCUGCAACAAUUUAAUUUUACAAUUUAAUUUUAUUGAAGAGAUCCACAAACAAUGAAUAGUAUGAGAUUAUUACAAGAGAUCAUGGUCUAAGAGAGGAUCGGACAGCCAGACCUUCACUAUGCAUCAACACUCAAAAGACCCAAACCUUUCAACUGAUAUCCUGUGUGGGUAGCUGAUCAAGCUGAUACUCAUUUGGUGUAUGAUUUUUACAAAUGGCGACUCAUCACUCAUGGCAUGAUGGAAUUUCGAAGGCCCAUAUAUAUGUCCAACAGUCCAAGACUCGGAUCUCGAUCAUGUGGUGGAACAACACUCUUAAUUUUGGUAGAGACUAUGUAACUAACUAAGGACAAGUGUUUGGGAAUGCAUGAAUAGAAAAGAAAGGAAAAUUAUAUAGAUAAUUUUUUUUUCUUCUUUUCUUAUAUAUCAAACUUAGCCUAAGAUAGUGUAUC